GGGUGGUCUCCUGGUUCCUUCUCUUUGGCCACCGUGGAAGAGAGACCAUGGAACCCCUCUAUCAGGCCGGGUCCAUUCUCAUGACGGUGAAUACUCUACAAGGGAAGAAGAUGGUGGAGAGUGGCCUCCAGUCUGGGGACUUUUCCCUCUCCCAGUCGUGGCCCUCCUGCCUCCCACCGCCAGCUGACUUGGAGAAACUGCAGCAGAAGGUGGCCGGGGUGCAGCGGGAGCUGGAGGACUUUAAGCAGGAGGCACUGAAAGCCAUUCAUUACCUGGAAGACGCCUUCUGCGAGAUGAAUGGCGCCCUGGCGCAGCAAGAGGAGCAGGCGGCCCGCGUGAAGCAGAGGCUGAGGGAGGAGGAAGACCGCGGCAUCGUGCGCAACAAGGUCCUCACCUUCCUGCUGCCGCGGGAAAAGCAGCUCCGGGAGCACUGCAAGCGCUUGGAGGACCUGCUCCUGGCAGGGGCCGCGGCGCGCUGGGCGUCCCCAAGAAGGCCGAUUGAACCUCCUGGGCUGCGCCAAUGA
Molecule: messenger RNA, 524 nt
Organism: Carlito syrichta (Philippine tarsier)
Lineage: Eukaryota; Metazoa; Chordata; Mammalia; Primates; Tarsiidae
Gene: CCDC182
Product: coiled-coil domain containing 182
Exons: 1
Coding region: 48-524 (158 amino acids)
Source: RefSeq, a predicted model, not a curated record